Messenger RNA from Musa acuminata subsp. malaccensis (wild Malaysian banana), 1356 nucleotides. The record is from RefSeq and is a predicted model, not a curated record. Lineage: Eukaryota; Viridiplantae; Streptophyta; Magnoliopsida; Zingiberales; Musaceae.
UUAUGGUCCUCGCGUCUCCUCUCUCACCUUAACCCUUCGCCACAGAUGACCUCAGGGCGGUGGAAUUCCCUAUGCGUCCUUCGUCUCAUCCUCAUCGCCUCUUUCAUCACCUCCAUCUCGUGCUACGGAGAAACCAUGGGCGGUUCCGUCCUUCUCCGAGGCAGGUGGGGAGAGGAGGCCGAGUUCUUUGAUUACGCCGGGGAGGCGUCGAGCUGCCCGUCGACGGACCCCUCCCUCUACUACCUUCCGGUAAUCGGGAUCGUGACCCACCCGGGGGACGGCGCCUCCGGCCGGCUCAGCAAUGUCACUAGCGCAUCCAACAUCCCGGCCUCCUACGUCAAGUUCGUCGAGUCCGCAGGGGCCCGGGUCAUCCCUCUCAUAUAUAACGAGCCCGAGGAGACCCUCCUGGACGUAGGACCGUUCCUUCUCUCUUUCCUUCUUCCUAACUCGGUUUCUCAGUCGAAGAAACUUAGGAAGUUGAGUUUGGUUAAUGGCGUAUUAUUCACCGGCGGAUGGGCUAAGAAGGGAUUGUACUUUGAGACCAUAACGAAACUGUUUCAGGUAACUUUGGAGAGAAAUGACGCAGGGGACCAUUUUCCCCUGUUUGCAAUUUGUUUAGGGUUUGAGCUUGUAAGCAUGAUUAUAAGCAACGACUGCGAUAUAUGUGAGAGAUUUAAAGGAGAGAAUCAAGCGUCCACUCUUUAUUUUCCAGAUUAUGCAGAAAUUAAAGGGUCUGUUUUUGAGAGAUUCCCACUUGAAUUAUUAUGGAAGUUAAGCACAGAAUGUCUUGCCAUGCAAAAUCAUAAAUAUGGUUUAUCACCUAAGAGGUUGCAAGAUAAUGUUGCGCUUUCAAGCUUUUUCAGGAUUUUGACAACAUCGAAGGAUGAAAAUGUGCAGGAUUAUGUUUCAACCGCACAAGCAUAUAACUAUCCUGUGACUGGCUUCCAGUGGCAUCCAGAGAAAAAUGCUUUUGAAUGGGGAUUAUCAAUGAUACCACAUAGUGAGGAUGCAGUGCGAGUAACUCAACAUGUCGCGAAUUACUUAAUAAGCGAGGCACGAAAAUCCUCAAACAGACCUCCCACUGAGAAAGUUCUGGACAAUCUCAUAUACAAUUAUAGCCCCACUUACUGCGGGAAGGCUGGGAGAGGAUACGAUGAAGUCUACAUCUUCUCUUAAUCCUGGAAGCCAUCGCUAUAUAACAAGUCAUCCUUGAUAGAUGCUUGCUUCAUUGUUGUGUACACAAGGCUUAUGCCCGAUAACUUGGAUGCGACAUUUACAGAAAAGCCCCUUUUCACAGGGUGGAAUGUAAAUAAAAUAAACAUUAAUGGCAAUGCCGUCAUAGGAUAUCAUAGAACA